AUGAAAUGGGCGCAGCACUUUAGUGGCAAGAGCUUUCGACAGAUACACGAAGCAGCACGGUCCAUCCGGGCCGCCAGCAAAACCGAGCAAAACAGAGAGCCAGUCGACGAGGCAGCGGAACAAGAGGCCAGGGCUUUGCAGUUAUUAUGCGAAGGCUUCGAUCGUGAAGUGGAUCACUGCAGCUGGCGGGUGAAAGCUGUGCCCAAGGAGACACUACAGUGUCUACACGGCCUGGAGGCUGGCAAGCCCAAUAGUCUGCCAUUCAGCUACGACAAGGAAGAAAGAUCCAGACAGAAAUACAUGGCCAUCGGCUACCGCUAUCUUGGCUUCUGCUGGCGGGCACACCAGCUAGGUCGAGCACGGGCUAAAGAGGAACUAGGCAUGGCCUUUACCACAGAGCAAUGGGGUCUGAUGAGCGACAUUAUGCAGGAGAUUCAAACAGAACUCGACCGUCUAUUAGAAAGCAAGAACAAGGCACAGCUACUAGCAGAGGACAGUGGCUAUUUUAGCGACGAGGACAGCAUUACCACGGAUGAUGAGUAUGAUGGCUAUGAGUCGGCUGAAGCCCGCACAGGUCUAGGCCAAGCCAUUUUUCGAUUCAUGCUCGCGUCUAUUCAAUGCAAGGUCGGAGCUGCAUGGUACGGAAAUGCUUUGCUUUGUUUCUGUGCCGCUGCUGGGAUCCGUGGCGCGUCCGAGGGCUACCAAGAGCCAUGGCUGUACACGGGAACGUUGGCUGCUCUGCAGUGGCUGAUUCGACCCUAA
Messenger RNA from Beauveria bassiana ARSEF 2860, 762 nucleotides. RefSeq lists its product as uncharacterized. Lineage: Eukaryota; Fungi; Ascomycota; Sordariomycetes; Hypocreales; Cordycipitaceae. The record is from RefSeq and is a predicted model, not a curated record. The coding region runs from base 1 to 762 and encodes 253 amino acids. The transcript has a single exon.